UCCAACAUAUGACUUGAAAAGUCUGAGACAACCGUACUCAGAAAAUUCAAUAUUAUGACACAUGUUCAAUUUUCCUGGUGACUUGAAAUGAGAGCGGGUGAUGGUCGAUCUAUUGAUUUCUAUGGAGUGAAUAUUAGGAAAUUGCUUUAUUUUUGAUGAUUGCAAGGCUUGGAUACAAUGUGGCGUUUAAAAAUUGCUUGAUUUUUGUUGAUCGCAAUGCCUGAAUACGAUGUGAUUGUGAUUGGCAGUGGCAUCGGAGGGAGAUCGGCAGCAAUUGAGGCGCAAAAGCAUCGACUCUCAGUGGCAGUGUUCGAUUACGUGAGGAGAACGCCUUGCGGCAACAGCUGGCUGGUGGGGGGAAACAGCAUCAAUGCCGGGGACAUCCCCACCAAACUGUUCUACAAGGCCAGCCAAUUCUACAGCGCGCGCAAGGAAGCCUCCAAGUUGGGUCUCACUCUACAAAUCAACGGACAAACAUUCAAAUGGGUGCCCUUCAUGAACAACGUGCAGCUUUUCUGCCACACUCUAGCCAUGAGUCAACAGGCUCUUCUCCACGAGAGCGGCAUCAACUUCCACAACGGCUAUGUUUCUUUCCUUGAUAGGAGUACUGUGCAGACUACUGGUUUUGGUAUCAUCAAAAACAAAUACAGAGCACAGAUAUUCAUCCUGGCCACUGGAACCCAACCAACUAUUCCGAAAGAAAUUUUCGGAUACGAGUAUGCCAUCACCUCUGACGAUAUAUUUUCACUGAAAAAAUGUCCAGCCAAGGUUUUGAUUGUGGGUUGUUCUAGUACCAGUGUUGAGUGCGCUGGUUUUCUCAGGUUGAUUGGAGUAUCGGUGACAAUUGUUGUCGAUUCUCAACCGUUGAAAAACGUGGACGACGACUGCGCCUGUCGGAUAAUCGAACACUUGGACUUGCUUGGAGUGAAGAUUCUGUGGAAGUACAAAGUUGAACGAAUUGAAGAGGUGACUGAUAGAAUCGACUUGCGACCGACAACUAGAAUUCUCGGCAGUCAGGUUGAUCACUUGCAGGCGAAUUUGAAGAACUAUUUCUCGACGAAACGCACGUUUGACGGCUCGCAGGCGUUCCGAGACACCAUGGGAAGCACAGCCAGCACUCAACCCAAGUUCAAAGAGUUUGUGUUCCGUCCCAGGAAAGUGUUCCUGCGCAAAGUGUCCAACAAAGAGGAGAGAGCCUCGUUCUCGGCAGAGUGGUCGCAACAUCCGAGGCUCAACAGAAUCAAACAGAAGAUGCUGCCGAUUAUUAUCGACACGUAUGAGGUGGUGAUGUUCGCCCAAGGUCGUGCGCCCAGGGUGUACGAUAUGGGGCUACGCGAGUUAAACGUGGUGUUGGAUUCGGAUGGCAAAGUGGUCGCCAACAACCACGAUGAAACCGGUUGCGAGUCGAUCUACGCUAUCGGGGACGUGGUAUCGGGGCGUCCAGGUCUAUCAAGUGUGGCAGCAAAAUGCGGCAAACUGUUGAUCGGAAGGUUAUUCAAUAAUAACGAUGAAAUAGUGAACUACGAUUUCGUACCAAGAGUGAUCCUAUCUCCCAUCAAAUACAGCUACGCCGGUUUGACUGAGAAGGAAGCAAUCAAAAUCUACGGUUACUACCAAAUCGAGGUUUAUGAAAGAAGUUUUCGCCCGUUGAGCUGGAAAAUUCUGAAAACUAACAAGAGCGCUACAUGCUACGCGAAAAUGGUUAGUGUGGAGAGAAGCAUGGGCGAAGAUCGAGUGGUGGGUCUGCACUACAUUGGUCCUCUUGCUGACGAAAUCAUCCAAGGAUUUGAACUUGUGUUGAAGUUGGGAGUAGACAGGAAAACUAUCAAUGACAUGAUCACUGUCUAUCCAAGCGAUGCUAUUAUAUUCAGCAGGCUUUCUCCAAGAAGUAAGCUCCUAGACUAGUUAGCACAUUUCUAUUGAAUGAUGUAAACUAACACAUUGAAUAAGGUGCUUGAUUAAGAAGCAAGCUGCUAGAUUAGUUUGCAAAUUUCUAUUAAAUAAUGUAAACUAACAAUGAAUGAUCGAUCACAUUAAAUAAUGUGAUAGAUCCAUUUUCCAUUCCAGAAAAAUAUUAAUAUAAGUUCAAAAAACCAGAUUUUUGAAAGAUUUUGAUAUAAGCUAUACAAAAGCCAGA
This is a messenger RNA of Nilaparvata lugens (brown planthopper), 2137 nucleotides long. Its product is annotated as probable glutathione reductase 2. The transcript has 2 exons. Gene Ontology annotation, cellular component: cytosol; mitochondrion. Bases 217 to 1905 code for a protein of 562 amino acids. Gene Ontology annotation, molecular function: glutathione-disulfide reductase (NADPH) activity; flavin adenine dinucleotide binding. NCBI's taxonomy places the organism in Eukaryota, Metazoa, Arthropoda, Insecta, Hemiptera, Delphacidae. Gene Ontology annotation, biological process: glutathione metabolic process; cellular response to oxidative stress; cell redox homeostasis. The record is from RefSeq and is a predicted model, not a curated record.